Molecule: messenger RNA, 819 nt
Organism: Rotaria socialis
Lineage: Eukaryota; Metazoa; Rotifera; Eurotatoria; Philodinida; Philodinidae
Source: the annotation of a GenBank genome assembly
AUGCAGCAUCUACUAUGUCCCGUCCUUCAACGCCCCAAUAUAACGCCCAAUUCGUCUAUGAAUAGUGCUUAUCAUCUUCCUAAUAUUGGUUUCAGUAGCGAGAACGAAACUAUAUCAAACUUCCACUAUCGGAACUAUUCUGAUUUUAAAUUACUUCUUCAAUCCCGCAUCGCUCAUCGCCUUCUCCAUCAUGGUGAAUUACCUAUCAAUGCUCUUUUUACAAAUCCACUUUUUAUUGACAUUCCUUAUCCUUCCUGCGAUGGAUUAUGGCUGGAGUUUGGUGUUUUCCGAGGUGAAAGUAUUUGUAAAUCGGCUAACUGGAAGGCGAAAUAUUGUGGCAAUUCAAGUAACCCAGUGUUUGGAUUCGAUUCAUUUCAGGGUUUACCGGUCGAUUGGCGCCCAAAUUAUCCUCGUGGCCAUUUUUCAUUGAACAGCAGUGCCACAUCUUAUGUUCCACGCAAUGUCCAACUGGUGGCUGGUUGGUUUAUCAACACAUUACCGUCGUUUCUCCAAAAUAUUGAUCAUCAUUAUCGUGAUUGCUCACCACCGAUGACCUAUCUACAUGUUGAUUCAGAUGUGUAUGACAGUGCUCGUGAUAUAUUUUAUCUUCUUGGUAAUCGUCUUGUACCAGGAUCAAUUAUAGUCUUUGAUGAGCUCACCAAUUAUCCUACGUAUGACAAGCAUGAAAUGAAGGUUCUGUUCGAAUACAUGUCAUCGCAUGCAAACUUUCGCCUUCGAGUUAUUGGAGCAGCAACUCCAAUGUAUCUGGAACCGACACAAGAUAUCCAUUAUCAAUCGGUAGCAUUUAUAGUUGUAUGA